Thyridium curvatum is the source of this 1896-nucleotide messenger RNA. RefSeq lists its product as uncharacterized. Bases 1 to 1896 code for a protein of 631 amino acids. The transcript has 2 exons. Lineage: Eukaryota; Fungi; Ascomycota; Sordariomycetes; Thyridiales; Thyridiaceae. Gene Ontology annotation, biological process: transmembrane transport. The record is from RefSeq and is a predicted model, not a curated record. Gene Ontology annotation, molecular function: transmembrane transporter activity.
AUGGGCAUCCUACGACACUUCCCCUUCUCCUCCUCCACCACCACCCUGCAGGCCCUGACAUACCUGCUCGGCAUCUCCCUCUUCUCCAUCUCCUUCCUCGUCUUCCUCAACAGCAGCGUCUCCUUCGUCAUCACCGACCUCAUCGGCGAGAAGCAUGGCGUCGGAGACAUCGUCGGCACCCUCGGCUUCGUGGACGAGCUCGUCGCCCUCGUGGCCUGUCCCGUCUGGGGCCUCGUCUCCGACCGGCUGGGAGUCCGCCAUGUAGCCGUCAUCGGCUACUCCAUCAUUGCGCUGUCGCUGUUCGUCUUUGUCCAGGCGACCAAUGUCUACCCGCAGCUCCUGCUGGCGAGGAUACUCUUUGCCAUUGGCGCCACUGCUACGGCGACUAUGGUCACGGCCAUCCUGCCGUCCCUGACAGACGACUCGCCCCCGCCGCCAGAGGCUCCAAGCAACCACCCCUUGAACAAGAGCCGCAACCCGAGAUACAGCUUGGCCCUGUCCAUGGAGUCACAGCUCACCAUCACCCCCGAGCGCUACGCCAGAAGCCACUCCACGAUCGGCACCUCCAACGGCGACGCGGCAGAGGCCGACGCCGGCUCGGGCAAGCCGUCCGCGCUCGCCGGUCUGGUCGGGCUCUUCACGGGCUGCGGCGCCCUGGUGGCCCUCAUCCUGUUCCUGCCCCUGCCGGCGUCCUUCAGCCACAUCGACGGCGUCACGCUGGGCCAGGCCGUCUCGUACGCCUUCUACGUCGUCGGCGUCGUCUCCCUGCUCGUCGCCGUCUUCGUCUUCUUCGGGCUGAGGAACCUCAGGGGCGAAGAGGGCAAGGGCUGGAGGCUGCUGCUGGGCAUCCGCGCCCCCGAGUCCUCGGCUCCGGCGACGGACCGCCGCGCCAGCAUCGGCGCUUCCUCUAUCCGCGAAGACGCCCAGAAGGUACGCUAUGUCCCGACUUGCAUGCUUCCCUUCUAUACACUAUCGAAAUCAGGCAUGACUAACUUUCUCCCCCUCCCCUUGCGACAGAAGGUCGUCCCCUACUGGCACCUCCUGCGCGACUCGGUCCUUCUCGGCUUCUCCGACUCGCAGAUCGGCCUCGGCUACCUGGGCGGCUUCGUCGCCCGCGCCUCCACCGUCGCCAUCUCCCUCUUCGUCCCGCUCUUCGUCAACGCCUUCUUCAUCCGCAACGGCUACUGCCAGGGCAGCCCCAACGACCCCUCCCCGGAGCUCAAGAAGGAGUGCCGCACCGCCUACGUCCUCGCCUCCGUCCUCACGGGCGUCGCCCAGCUCGCGGCCCUGCUCUGCGCCCCGCUCUUCGGCUACUUCUCGCGCCGCCGGGCCGCCGUCAACGUGCCGCUCGUCGUCUCGACGGCGCUCGGCAUCGUCGGCUACGUCGCGUUCCCGAGGCUGCCGAGCCCGGAGUUCAGGGACGUCGACGGCCGCGGCGGCUCGCCCGCCGUGUUCCUGCUCGCCGUGCUCAUCGGCGUCAGCCAGAUCGGCGCCAUCGUCUGCAGCCUCGGCUCCCUGGGCAAGGGCGUCCUGGCCGCCGACCUGCCCAAGGUCCGCCGGAGCCGGCGGGACCACCACCACGGCGAGGAGGCGGAGCGGCUGCUCGACGACGCCGACGGCGAUGACCACCUUGUCGAGGACGAUGACGACGAUGACGAUGAGCCCGGGGCGGUGGCCACGGCGUCCCGCGUGCGGCUCAAGGGCUCCAUCGCCGGCGUGUACUCGUGGUGCGGCGGCGCGGCCAUCCUGCUGCUGACCAAGCUGGGCGGGUACCUGUUCGACGCCGUGUCCACGGGCGCGCCGUUCUACAUGAUGGCCGUGUUCAACGGCGUGCUGCUCGUGGCUGCGCUGGGCGUGGAUGCUUCGCGGGUGUUUCGGCGGGAGAUGAGGAAGUGA